Molecule: messenger RNA, 780 nt
Organism: Ectocarpus sp. CCAP 1310/34
Lineage: Eukaryota; Phaeophyceae; Ectocarpales; Ectocarpaceae
Source: the annotation of a GenBank genome assembly
AUGGUCAUUACGAUGCAGCAGGUUUUUCGUCUGGCCAUUGAUCUUGAUCCUCUUUCAUGGCAGGGGGGCGGCAAUUUGGACGAUCCGUACUCGACGAUUGGCGACGUGCUGAAAGACGGGGCAGAAGUGGAGGUGGUCUUGAUGGAUGCGGUGGAAGUGGACGAUGUCGGUGCUCCCGUGGCUAGCGAGUGGUUUCUCAAGGCCUUCGGCUCCGGGGAGGCAACGAAGAGAAGGCUUAACGGCAUCCGUGCGCGAGAGGAGCACGAAGCCAAGCUGGCCAGCGACGAGGCCGCAGGGAUCGGUUCGCACGGCAUCAUGUUGGGCGGUUUCGACGUCACCGUCGAGGGGGUCGCCAUUUCGGGGCCCCUGGAAACCCCGGGCGAGAUCCGCGCAGCCAUGGAGCACGACUGGCGGUCGGCAGAUAUCGGCGGUGAGAGCUUGAGGAACCCGCGGCUUGCAAGCGUUGGGUGUUUGGUAUACAGGGGAAGCGGAGGGAGGAUGCCCGGGGGAUCGUCUCCAGCAAUGUCGUUCCAAGACUUCGCACACGGCUUGCACCGGUACGGCAUCAUGCCGUACGUCCGCGAUGCACAGGCGGGGGAUGCAAAGGGUGACGAGAGAAGGGAUCCCCCCAACCCCGUGAGGGCGGUAUUCCGCGACGCCAAGAGGGGACAUUGGCCCGGGGAUGUCACGGUCAGAAUGAGUCGUUUCGCUCUCUUGCGGCGUGGGCUGUUUCUCACCGCAUGGUUUCAUGAGGGAUCGUACCAAAGUGCUACCCUAUGA